CAGACCUCAUCCACUUCGCAGACAGUCUAUAUCAUCGAGCCUCAUCACUGUCAUCGUGGAUCUUUUUGAGCACGGUGAUCACUGUGGAAUCCUCCUGUAGACAGCUCGGUUCACCACUCCCUGGCUGACAUCCCGUCAUAUCAUAACCUCUGAUACAACGUUGCACCUUUCGCCUCGGAGUCUUUGCCAAUGGCACAUCUAGUCGACCAGGCCCCCGAGGUCCUGCAUCACAUUUUCCAGUGCGUCGAACCUACAGAUCUAGCCUCGCUCUCCCAGACGUGUCGAUACCUCAAGCAACUCAUUCAAAAUGACGAAUUAUUGUGGAAGCUCCACUAUCUAUCUCGAUUUGACCCUCCUCCCCAUGACGGAUCAGUAUCAUGGCGAGCCAGAGUAAGCAGCCUGGUCAAUGUGCAGAAGAUCUUGGAAUCAGACGACCAGAAUGUCAAGAACGCCGCAAUCGAAGAAGUCCUAAGUCAAACCGUCGAGCUCACUGCACAGUCUGCCUUUCCAUCGGCCAAAAACAGCAAAUUCCUCGCCGAACAUUUCGACAGACCCAGCAACAUCAAUGCCUUCCUCUGCAAAUCCAGCCUCUUCGGCCUUGUGACGCCCAACAGGUGGACCAGCGCUCCAACCGAGUCUUCCCGCCAGCUUUCCGCCCAACUGCACGUCCUAGGCGGCAUGAACCUGGAAUCUCACUGGCCCAGCUUGGACGAAUUCACGUGUCCACACCUCGCUGCCCGGAUCGCCCACGAAAACGACGACGACUCCUCCGAUUACGAUGAAGAUGACGACGACUCCUCCGACGCUGACCAUGGCGAGCCUGACAAUGGUACUGGUAGCUCAAGUACCAUGUCCUCGCGACCAAUUCUAUAUGUCCACGCCUACGCCCGCUCACGAGUCUACGACCUGCGCCGCUACACCCAGGAAAACAUGUGGGGCCCAUUUGAUGACGACGGCGCCACUACCAUCGAUUGGGAAAAGGUCCAAGCAAUCAUGAUCGUCCUGGCGUUCAACUACAGAAUGUACACCGAACGCCGUGGGCCCGGCCCCUUCCCUUCCCUUACGCCUUCCACGUCUACGGGACCGCCACCUUUCUCGUCCACAAUGGUCCCCUCCAACUCGACUACAUCUCACUCCACGUCCACACCAGGGGCCUUCCGCCCCUGGAGCGAGCCCUUUGCCGGCAUCGCAGCUAACAGCUUCGUAUCCAGCCCGCUCUCCGGGAAACUCAAACCCAGCCCGCGCCCGGAUCUCGACGCGCUCGACCCCUACGGCGUGACUGGCUCGUGGAUGCGCAUUGUCUGCUUCCUCGACUACAACGACCUGUACGCAUUCAACUUCGAGUCCAGCCCAGUCGAUCCCAGCGGCGAACGUCAGCCCAUCGCGACACGCGAGGCGUUUCGUCUGAUCCGGCUACAACUCCGCGUCACUUCGGUCGAGGCUCCGGGGCCCGACGACGGACAGGAUCUCCCCGUCGUCCACUUCGAAGGCAUCAGCCGCAGUACGUUCAUGGCGUGGGACCCCAAUGCGAACAGCCGCAUCAGAGGCACAGUGCGGCAAACACCUGGGGGUGCAAUACGCUGGACGACGUUCAGUAUUUUCCACGGCGAGGAGCGCUGGCGCAGCGAGGGCGUGCAGAUUGGCGGGAUCAGGAGCGCCAGGGGGAUUCUGGGGAACUGGUUCGAUAAGGACUACGAUCCGCACGGGCCUGCGGGGCCGACGGCGUUUUGGAAAGUCAGUGAUCAGAUUGUCGAGGAGAAAGAAAGAAUACCACCGCAGAUGAUGCAGAUUCUUGUGACGGAGUUGUUUGCUGAUUGAACUGGGUGAGUGGAAGAAGCGAAGGAGAGGCAUGGGGAGCGUCUGCUAUGUUUUUGGAAUGAAUUAUGGACCUGUUCUCAUUGCUGGGGGUAUCGCCAAUGGCAUCUGCGAACUAGGAAGCACACGACGAGGAUGAGAUUCACGAUAUUUAUCUGUUAACCAUCCUUUCAUCGAGGUGAUGGUUCGUACCUAACGAGAAUCAACCUGGGUCCAUCUUCCAGGCAAGAGGUCGUCCAUCAUGGCGAGAUAGACGUCCUGCGCGCCACGAAUAGACGAAAUUGCAUGAGAUUGUUUGUAGAUGAUGUGGAAAAUGGACCAUUCAUUUUGUACGUCACA
Messenger RNA from Exophiala xenobiotica, 2154 nucleotides. RefSeq lists its product as uncharacterized. The record is from RefSeq and is a predicted model, not a curated record. NCBI's taxonomy places the organism in Eukaryota, Fungi, Ascomycota, Eurotiomycetes, Chaetothyriales, Herpotrichiellaceae. Gene Ontology annotation, molecular function: protein binding. The coding region runs from base 190 to 1818 and encodes 542 amino acids. The transcript has 5 exons.